AUGGCGGUUCACGCUGUUGAUUCACCAACCUGUUGCACUAUUCAAGACGUUGUCUUGACCAUAUCCGCAGCUCGCCAAGGACCAAACUUAUUGAUACAAUACGGCUUUGUGGUGUUCUUCGUAGCUGGUUUUCCUCUAGCGCCUUUCUUAGCCCUAGCCAACAAUCUCGUGGAGCUAAGGGUGGACGCUUACAAAAUAACGAACCAUUUUAAAAGACCUGUUCCCAAUAAGGUUGCCGGAAUAGGAGCUUGGAUGGGAAUCCUUCAAGCAAUCACUUACGCGGGUGCAAUGACGAACGCUGUCAUUAUAGCUUUUACCGGUGAUUUUGUGCCGCAAGAGAUAUAUAAACAUACUAUUGAUUAUAAUUUAAGAGGAUUUGUCAAUACCACAAUUUCCGCAUUUGUUAGGUCAGAUAUUGAUUCUACAUCCGAAAGUGGUGCUAUUUGUUAUUAUCCAGGCAAAAGAUAUCCACCCGAUCAUCCAAAUAAGUACGAACUGACAACCGACUAUUGGUAUAUGCUUGCCAUGAAAUUCUUAGCAAUUGUUCUUUUUGAGCACGUGGUAAUGGUUACCAAUGGCAUUAUAGCAUACGCCAUACCUGACGUACCAGCUCACGUCACCGAACGACUUGCAAUGGAGGAAACAAAGAAGAAAGAAACGAGAAUGGCUGCUCUUGAUAAGAAAUAUGACCCUACACAAAGAAGAAUUAGUGUUACAGAUGAUAUUAUCACGUUCAAUAGCAGAGACCGGAUAUUGAUCAUAAAUCAAUUGUUAGAGCGUGCCAGUUUUGGGACAGAACCCGGAGAAACCGGACUAUCAAAGCUACUGAAACAACGCGUUAUAGAAGAUGCUUAUCCACUUCAUGAUGGAUCGGCUUAUUAUGGGUCUGACAGUGUGAGACAAAACGAUAGACGGCUUUUAUACCUGCAUUGGGCAAGAUUUAGGUGUUGGUAUAAAGAAGUACCUUUGGAUUUGGUGUACAAAUACUUUGGGUGUGAAAUAGCGUUCUAUUUUGCCUGGGUCGAAUUUUUCAAUUUGAUGCUGCUCUAUGCCUCCAUUCUAGGAUCGUUAGUGUUCAUUAUCGAUCUUAUAAUUUAUUAUGCUAGCAGUAACAUUGUUAAGAUAUACGAGUAUCGUGAUGAACUGAGAAAGAGAAAUUUGAAAACAAAAUCAAGCGGGCUGGAACCGUUCUUGCCGAAAUAUGUCACGUGGCCACGCAUGAUUGCAACGAUUUCUGUUUGCGUUUUCAUGAUGUAUGAUGAUCUUUCUAUUUGGUUAACCACUUUUGAGAUCCCAAGGACUAAACGAGACUUCGACAAUUCGGUGUUAUACAAAAGAUACUUUUUGUUAUUUGUGAACAACUAUACUGCGCUAUUCUACAUAGCGUUCCUACAGUUGGCUUUCCUGAUAUUGCUGAAAAAACUUGCAGGAAAUAUUUUAACCCUCAUAAAGCUUAAUAUCAUGACUAGGUCCAGGGGGUAUAAGGGGAAAAAGGAGAUGGAUAUACCAAUAUACGAGAGGGACUACGCAUUGUUACCAACCGAUAGAUAUUUAUUAACGACGGAAUUUUGUGAAAUGAUUAUUGAAUUCGGGUUCGUGACGUUCUUCGUGGCCGCCUUCCCCUUGGCCCCUCUCUGCGCUCUUCUAAAUAAUCUUCUAGAGCACCGUUUGGACGCCAACAAAUUAGUGACUAAAUACAGAAGGCCCAUUCCUAGGAAAAUGGGCGGAAUUGGCGCCUGGAACGGAGUGCUACUAGGUGUUACGUACUUAAGCACAGUAACAAACGCAUUUGUGAUAGCAUUUACUAGCGAUUUUGUCUGGAGAGAAGUAUAUAAACGUAGGUAUAAUUUUUAUCUCAGAGGAUUUGUUAAUUCUUCCCUAUCUGCUUUUGCCACCCAAGAUUAUGAAUUAUUCAAAGAUAUACCACCAAAACCAGAAGUUUGUUACUACUACGGCAAGCGACAUCCUCCGGAUCACCCACAGAAGUACGAGUACACCACUGAUCAUUGGGUGGACAUAUUUUAUAGAUUAAUUUGCGUGUUCGUUUUCGAGCACGUAAUCCUGGUAUUAACUGGAAUCCUUUCGUACGCGAUACCCGAUAUUCCAAAAACUGUGAAAGAACAUAUGCACCUUGAAAGACAGCUAGUAAAGGAAGCGAAGCUGAAAACAAUAAGUGAUACAAUACACAUGGAAGAAAGAAAGAGAGGAACAACAGACACUACGGAUUGGAUAAUGUUAUAA
Messenger RNA from Anoplophora glabripennis (Asian longhorned beetle), 2241 nucleotides. Its product is annotated as anoctamin-4-like. The record is from RefSeq and is a predicted model, not a curated record. Gene Ontology annotation, cellular component: plasma membrane. Lineage: Eukaryota; Metazoa; Arthropoda; Insecta; Coleoptera; Cerambycidae. Gene Ontology annotation, biological process: chloride transmembrane transport. Gene Ontology annotation, molecular function: chloride channel activity; protein dimerization activity. The transcript is spliced from 15 exons. The coding region runs from base 1 to 2241 and encodes 746 amino acids.